GAGAGCCUCCUGUCUGUUACGCGCCACGGUCUCCUCAUCAAUCUGGUCUUGGCUUCUGGUUUGAGAUUGUUUACAUCCAGUCAACCAAGUGAGGAACAGAAAUCACCACCUUCUGAAAUGGACACUGCCAAUCAGCUUGUAUCCGUGGGGACGUUUCAGGUGCUGAAAUUACCUCUGGGAUUUAUUAGGAUUUUGGAAUGGCUUUUUGCCAUUUUUGCUUUUGCCACAUGUGGGGGCUACUCUGGGCAGCUGCGGGUUAGUGUGGACUGCAUGGAGAAGGCCAGCAGCAACCUCAGCAUCGCCAUCGACUUUGCUUAUCCCUUCAGGUUGUACCAGGUGUCCUUCGAAGCGCCUGUGUGUGAGGGCAUGAGGAGGGAACUCGUGUUCCUCAAUGGAGACUAUUCCUCCUCCGCAGAGUUCUUCGUCACCAUUGCUGUCUUUGCCUUCCUGUAUUCUCUGAUGGCGACCAUCGUAUACAUCUUCUUCAAGAAUAAAUACCAUGAGAACAAUCGAGCACCGCUCAUUGACUUUGUCGUGACAGUGGUGUUCUCCUUCAUGUGGCUGGUCAGUUCAUCUGCUUGGGCAAAGGCUCUGUCUGAUGUGAAACUGGCCACUGAUCCAGAUGAGGUGCAGCUCCUCAUCACGGCCUGCAAAGACCAGACCAACAGGUGUGGCUCAGUGCACGGAUCGCGCUGGUCUGGGCUCAACACCUCAGUGGUAUUUGGGUUCCUCAACUUUGUUCUAUGGGCUGGAAAUAUCUGGUUUGUCUUUAAGGAGACUGCUUGGCACAAGGGGGCUUCCAGGUUGGCACAAGGGGCGUCUGAGAAACAGGCCGGCACCUUUAACCAGGAGCCCUACAACCAGGGAGGCUUUGACCAGACGGGGAGCCAUAACAUCCAGGGAGAUCUCGGCCAGCCAUCUGAGUACAGCCAGGUGGGAGGUCCCACCUCGUACUCCAAUCAAAUGUAGCCGAGCCUUUUCGUUUCACAAGUGGCACUUCGGCAUUAUAAACCAGGGCAAUCACGGGGUGAAAGGAGAGGAUGAGAGUAGAGUAAACCUUCACUCUCCGCUCAGUUUGUUUAAAAAAAAAAAAAAAGAUGGUCAUCAAAAAGGUGUCAGAGGACGUCCACUGUGGAUAGAGUAAAGUAAUGUUAGGUAUUGUACAAAAUUAUCAGACAACGUGUUUGGUCCUCUUUCAGAAUUGUUGUUUGCUGAAUGUUGUAUUUUUUGUAGUUUGAAACACAUUAGUGACACUUUCUGUCUCUGCUUGGUGAUCUACAUUCACUGUUUAGAGACUUUUUUAAACUGGUUUGCCCUCUGCGGUGGAGGGAAAAACUGCUCUGUGUUUGUAAUACUUUUCAACUUUUCAAGUGCAUGAUGUUGUAUGUGUGCUACUCUGAGAGUUUACAAAUCCAGAAAUCCCAGACUCAUUCCUCUGGGUUUAUUUUAAUCUGCAUUAUGUUAUUUUAAUAUAACUGGCUGUAUUUUAAUGAUGGGUACAUGUCAACACAUCAAUGUGGAGUUUCUAAAGCCAUUAUGGCAAAAAUACACAUUGCAAUUGUGUUUCUGUUGCUAUCGUUUAAUUUAAAUUGCAUCUGCUUUCACAUUGUAAUUUUAUUUGAAAAGAAUGGUGUCGUCUUCAAGUGUUUACAACUGUUUACAAGUGGUCGCUUUCGCUACACAUGUGACUAUGACUUUUCUAUGCUAUCAUCAACCUACUGUUAAAUCAUAGACAUAAGUCGUACCUCUCUAAAGUAUGUCUAGAGCUGUGUUCAUUUACACGUUUAAAGCCCAGCCGAAAGGCACAUCAGUACCACUGUGAUAAUCAAAGAAUAGUGAGUAGUGGGCUCAUCUGUAUGUAGCUAAUACGGAGCUACGUUGCUGUUUGUAUAGAUUUAUAUGACUUGUGCAAUCCUGUUUAUUGACCUAAGCAUGUGUCUUGCAUCACUGUUAUAAAGAAGAGUGAAUAUGUAUGUAUGUAUCAAUAAAGAUGCACAUAUUUGUCCAUAAUUAGUCUCCUCUAUCUACUAUGAUCUUUUUGUUUUGAAGUCUGACCUUUGACCUGUUUGUUGCUGCAGAAACUGAUGCUGCUUUUUCUGUCGGGCACAAUGUGAAGUACAGAGUGCUCCCUCUGGUGGUCAUCAGAUACAGUAAAUUACAGUAUUUUAAAGAAACACUUUAUGUACACAACCUUGUCAGUGU
Platichthys flesus (European flounder) is the source of this 2202-nucleotide messenger RNA. It is a transcript of the gene synpra, whose product is annotated as synaptoporin a. Gene Ontology annotation, cellular component: synaptic vesicle; synaptic vesicle membrane. The record is from RefSeq and is a predicted model, not a curated record. The transcript is spliced from 6 exons. The coding region runs from base 118 to 969 and encodes 283 amino acids. NCBI's taxonomy places the organism in Eukaryota, Metazoa, Chordata, Actinopteri, Pleuronectiformes, Pleuronectidae.